Homarus americanus (American lobster) is the source of this 4655-nucleotide messenger RNA. RefSeq names its product uridine phosphorylase 1-like. The record is from RefSeq and is a predicted model, not a curated record. The coding region runs from base 217 to 1227 and encodes 336 amino acids. Gene Ontology annotation, biological process: nucleotide catabolic process; uridine catabolic process. The transcript is spliced from 7 exons. Gene Ontology annotation, cellular component: cytosol; cytoplasm. Gene Ontology annotation, molecular function: uridine phosphorylase activity. NCBI's taxonomy places the organism in Eukaryota, Metazoa, Arthropoda, Malacostraca, Decapoda, Nephropidae.
CGUGCAAAUGUUUUUAGUUCAGAAACUCACCGGCACACUGUAACUUAUCUUGGAUGUUAUGUUAAACAGUAUUGUCCUGGUGAGUUAAAACAUUGCUCGUGAAUAACAUAACAACGCGCGUGGUUUACUUGGCUUUAAAAAUUACAAGUUGUUUGACCAGAAACUAUAAUUCCGCCGAGAACUUCUGCGAAACAAGCAUAGUCGAUAAAAGCAGGCAUGCCUUGUCACGAGGUUGAAAUUCAUGUUUUCCCUCCGCUUAAAGAAGAAACCCAAGACGAUUUGUACAGUCUAACAAGGUUCCCAGACGAUGCAGUGCGUCUACGAAAUCCCCACAUCCAAGAGAUGGAACAAGAUAUACUGUACCACCUGGCACUAGGCUCUGGGUCCCACGACCUGGUAGAAAUGUUCAGUGAUGUGCGAUUUGUCUGCAUGGGAGGAACACCUAAGCGCAUGGAGGGUUUUGCUAACUACAUCAUGGAUGAGAUUGGACACAAGCUACCAGCAGGAACCACCCUCUUGGAUAUUUCCUACCAUUCAUACCGAUACUCCAUGUAUAAGGUUGGACCAGUGCUGUGCUUCUCACAUGGGAUGGGAAUUCCCUCUGUGGGGAUUCUUCUUCAUGAAGUGAUCAAACUUAUGUACCACGCAAAGUGUAAGAACCCAAUCUUCUUCCGACUUGGUACCUGUGGUGGUAUUGGCAUUGAGGGUGGCAACUUGGUGAUUACAGAGAGUGCUGUGGAUGGCAUGAUGCAGCCUUACCUGGAGUUGCCUGUGCUGGGAAAGAUGCAGCGUCGACCAGCUAUCCUGGAUAAGCAGUUAGCUAAUGACCUAAAAAAUCUGCAUUGUGAUACAGAUCCUUUCUCUGUGACUGUUGGAAAGACAAUGUGCACAUAUGACUUCUACGAAGGUCAAGGAAGAUUAGAUGGUGCUUUCUGUGACUACAAGGAAGAGGAUAAGUUGGAAUUCCUGCAGAAAAUUCAUGAUGCUAAUGUUGUUAAUAUGGAAAUGGAAUCUCUGUGCUUUGCUGCCUUGUGCCAACAUGCAGGUAUCAAGGCUGCUGUUAUCUGUGUUACACUUCUCAAUCGCCUCCAUGGAGAUCAGGUGUCCACACCAAAGGAGACUCUCAACAAGUGGCAGGAAUACCCUCAAAUGUUAGUUGCUCGCUACAUAAAGAAGCAAAUUGGACUGCCUUUCGACAUUCCCCAGCGAGAACACCCACAGGUAUAAGCAGGAUGUGACCAGCGAGCAAAAAUUUGGUUCCGUACAAUACAGAGUUCCACUGAGCUAAGAAUGGUGCCGUUUGCAGGGUUCUUGAUUUAUUAUGAGAGCAAAUGAACUAUUUCUCAUGCAGUGUUAUAAGACGAUAGAAUUUCAAACUCUGAACACAGAUGAUGUUUAUUAAACAAUGAUAGCCCUGUAAGUACUGCCAGCAACCCAUGUAAAGGUAUUAUCUAAAAAUAUUGCCAAAAAUCCAGUCUUAUGGUUUUGUUGUGUUAAUUAUUAAUCCUGCCUGUUGAUACAGUAACUGAUAUUAUAAUAUUAUUGUUAAAUGUUGAGUGCUGGUAAUACUAACAGGAUGCUCAACUUAUAAAUACAUUUUGUAUGUCUACAACAGGUGGAAAGUGGAAAAUUAUAAUAAAAAAAAAAAACUUCUUUACUGGCAGCAAACUUCAAGUAACUUUGUUGAUUAAAAUUUGGAAUAAGUCAACCCACAAGACUUUUAGCCAGAACAACAGGUUUUAUGUCUAAACCAAUCUCUGUUUGUGAACCAGAUACACAUAGUAUAAAAAUAACUUAAUAUCACUGCCUCGAUGAAGAGACAUUUCCAAUAGCAUUCCUAGAUUGUGCUACUAGUACAGUACAACUAUCUAAACUUAGCAGUACUGCCGAUAAAUAAAGGUCAUUACAGUGAGUCAGUAUAAUGUUGCACAUCAAGCUUCCCCUUCCAUGAUUUUUGUUUAGUUACUUUAACAUUAAUAUAGUUUUAUGGCCCUUCCAUAGUUCACUCCUAUUCAGGAUGAUGGCUUUGAGAUUAUGUGUAAGUAUUUAAGUCUUAUUUAUGUAUUCAUGUGGCAGGAAGAGGGCUUAAUCAUGUCUAACAAUUUACUACUCAGUCAAAAAUAAUGAAAUAAUUUUUAUCCACCAAUGAUCAGUUUUGUGAGAAAAAAAUCUGGAUAAUUUGCUGAACUGCAACCAGUUACUUGUGAUUUUUUUUCAAUUGGGUGAUUUAAGGGUCAUACUCUUAAAAUAACUUUAUUAUCAGAAAAUUCGAUGCAAAACAGUAUAUUUUCAGUAGUCAGUCAAUAUUUGCACAUUCAUUUGAUAUUACAAAUGGUAAAAUAAAGUCUGAAUUUCAUCACUGCAAUUAUUUAAGAAUGAACACUUGCUAAAAACAAAAUAAGCUUCACAUUAAUGUUGAUUAUCAAACUCAAGAAUUUAGUACUAGUUCCUUAAACGUGAAUUACCAGGACUUCGGGAUAUAUUUGUGAGGUGCAGAAGCCAAAUAGAAAAAGCAUUUGCCUCCCAAUACAAUACAGUAGUCACAAGUUCAAUUCCCUCAACUAGCCACUGAGUAUGGCACCCUCAUUCACAAAUUUUACAGGUAGGGCAGUGAGAGACAGUAGAGGUCAGUGCUGGCCACAAUGUUUCCUUGUGUAUCAAAGGCUCAGUCUUCAGUUCGCUGUACAGUAUCUAUUGUCCUUAACAGGGCAUCUGGCUUAUAGAACCCACUUUCACUUCUCAGAGAAACAAUUCUUAGUAGAUAAUCUCUUGUCCCAAUUUAUGAGUUAGAUCGUGAUUAGUCAAUGUAAGUAUCAUUAAUGGUAACCUUUGUUAUUUGGGACCUAGGUAUGUAAGCUAUGGGUUUUAACUGUGAGAAAUAUACAUGGGUGGAAGAAAUAAAAAUAAAGCUGCAUGAAUAAAUAAUUAUUAAGAUGGUAUGUUGAUGAAGAUGAACAAUUUGAGAUUAUAAAACAUUUGACAAUACUUGAGAGAAAUAUUAGAAAGAGUUGAAGGGUAAAGUGGUCUCACAUGAGACAACUGUACCUGUAAUGUGCAAGAAUCUUGUAUGGUGGAAGUACACUACCUUCAGUGUGAGAGUGAAGACAGUGCCUCAUCAAAGUGUCCAUUGUGAAUGAGGAUGAAGCAGUGUAGUGAUGUACAAGAACUGCACUUUUCAUCCUUUCAGAAGAAACUUAGGUUUCAUGUAUACUGUAUAUAAAUAAUAUUUGAGCCUUGAUACUAUUUGAUCCACUUCACAGAAAUGACAUGAAAUUAAGAAUAACAAAGAUACUGUAAAUGGUUAGUUAAAGAGUAGAAACAAACUCUAGAUUAUUUUUUUUUAAUUUACUAGACCAGUAAAUUACUGUAUUUAUUAUUUAAAGUUAUCUUGAAAAAAUUAAAUGCUGUACAUUCAGGUACUGUACUGACUUCAUGAAGUGAAACCUACAGUUCCAGUCAGCAUUUGGUAAUCUGAUUGUACAUACUGGUAACUAAACCUAUGAUAUCUAUGUACAAUUGGAUUUUAUUCUUGUGAUUAACUGCAUAUCAAAUACUGUACUACAUUACAUGUAGUCUUUGAGUACAGGAGUGCUUUGAUUUGCGAAAAUUCAAUGAUCCCAAAAAAUUAAUAAAAAAUAGUUCCGGUGCCGAGUUGCUGACACAGGCAUCUGAGAGCAUCCAGUGCUGAACACGUGUAGUAAGCAGUGUACUGUAGUGCAGGGUAGUGUGUGGCAUUGUUUCUGUGCUUAUAUAUAUACAGGUACAGUAAACACACAGAUAAUGUGUCAUAUUUAGGUGUUACUGUUUAUGUAUUGAUCUAAAAGUAUGGCUAACCAACCACUAAAUAAGAGGCAGAAUUUUAUAACUGAUUAGUGCUUCAAUUUUCUUGAUAUGAAGGAAAAAAUUUAUGAAUCUAGGCCUCACAUACAUACUAACAAGAACAUGAAUAUAAUAAACUUGAUACUGUACUUCAUUAUUAAUGUUAUUAUGGUUAAUACAUAAUGCUUAGAAGUAUUUUUUCUUAGGAACACAUCUCCAUUUAUAUAAUGGUAGUCGAUGCAAAAAAUGUCUAAUAUUUACAAAAAAAUUAUUUACAACAGGUUUCCAUGAAUGUAUAAUAAAUCCUUUUCAUAUAUCGAAGCACUCCUGUACUGUAUAAGCUCAAUGUAAAGGCUAGUGAAGCUUUUUCUAAAUUUGAAACAGUCAGGGACAGCAUAAGCAAAUUGAUUUGUUAUGUUUCUGAUAAAACUUUCCCGUCCUUUCUCAAGUGGACCAUGGAUCAUCUCGCUUCAUUAAUGUCACCCCAUUCAUCAGCAGAAUAUGAAGUUUACUUGGUGAAAAGAGAUUGUAAUCUUCACUGUCAUGCUUUUUAUUUGUCUACUUUUCAUUAAUCUAAUAUAUCAAAAUAUAAUUUAUAUUUUUUUAACAGAUUGGGGUUGAACCACAUCUGUGGUAGAGGCACCAUCUUCUUUAAUAUUAGUUUUACAUUAUCCUACUGAGGGAUUAAUGUUUAUUGCAGUAUUAUUUUUUUAUGUAAUAACCUAUCAUUCAUUAAGAUUUUAUUAUUUCGAGUAAUGUGUCAAAAAUGGACCAACUCUAUUUGAUAUCCAUUCAUGUACAGUACUGUCAUAUAGCAAAUAAAAAAGUUUGUAGGA